This is a messenger RNA of Tigriopus californicus, 1353 nucleotides long. RefSeq names its product protein SET-like (gene Set). Gene Ontology annotation, biological process: nucleosome assembly. Bases 16 to 1233 code for a protein of 405 amino acids. Lineage: Eukaryota; Metazoa; Arthropoda; Copepoda; Harpacticoida; Harpacticidae. The transcript is spliced from 3 exons. The record is from RefSeq and is a predicted model, not a curated record. Gene Ontology annotation, molecular function: chromatin binding; histone binding. Gene Ontology annotation, cellular component: nucleus; chromatin.
GCUUUGAUCGUUCCCAUGGCAGCGUAUGUUAUUAGUCACUCUGCGCCCAUUCAGCCUAGCUCCGGCCGGCCGGCAUGCUGCAAUCAAUCUGUGAAUGAAGCAAUCUCUUCCCGAUUCACAACAAUCCGCAGUUUCAAAGGCGGACCCCGAACCACCGGUGUCACAAUCGUGUUUGGCUUUGGACUCCUUGGAUCCCCUGCCGUCAGUGGACAACCGCAUUGCCCCCCACCCCCACCCCACCCAUCCUCCGACAUGGAGCCUUCACCUAGCCAGACGGCCGAAACGGUCGAGGACAAGAAUAUCACUUCCACCACCACCUCCUCCUCGGCUACGGCCACGAAGAAUAACGGAACGACGGGUUUAGCGGGUGGUGGGGCGGAUUCGACCAUGGCUUCGCCUGCCAAGCGAGCGCGCGUGUCGGCCGACGAGUCCAUGGAGGAGAAGGAUUUUGACGAGGAGACGCAGAAGGCUUUGGAAGAGAUCGACUCCAGUCAGAACGAGAUCGAUGCGCUCAACGAGAAAGCCAGUGAGGAGAUCCUGAAGGUGGAGCAAAAGUACAACAAACUUCGACGGCCUUUCUACGAGCGACGAAACAAAAUCAUCCAGCGCAUCCCCAAGUUUUGGCUCACGGCCUUCAUCAAUCACCCGCAAGUGUCCUCGAUCAUUGAAGAGGACGAGGAGGAGGCGUUGCAAUAUCUGAACAAACUCGAAGUCGAGGAAUACGAAGAUAUCAAGUCCGGCUAUCGCAUCAAGCUGCACUUCGAUAAGAACCCCUACUUUGACAACGAAAUUCUCACCAAGGAGUUUCAAUUGGGCUCCUCCGGCGAUCCGGCCUCUAUUUCCACUCUCAUUCAAUGGAAGGAGGGCCAAGAUUUGGUGGCCAAGGCCGCCAUGAAGGCUGCCGCCUCCAAGGGCGGAAGGAAAAGAGUGCUCGAGAACCGGACCUUCUUCACAUGGUUCAAUGACAACACCGAACCCUCGGCCGACGAUGUAGCUGAGGUCAUCAAAGACGACAUGUGGCCCAACCCUCUUCAGUACUUUCUGGUGCCGGAUGUGGAGAUCGAAAAUGGAGGAGAGGACGAUGAAGACGAUCUCGAAGAUGAAGAAGAGGUGGUCGUGUUAGAAGAGGAAGAUGAAGAGGGUGACGACGAUGACGAGGAAAGCGGCGGAGGUGGUGGAGAAGAUGGCUCGGGGGCCAAUGCACCUAACGCCCCAGCCUCUGAAUCCGCCUAACUUAAUCCAGUAAGAAGCCCAACAAAGAAUCUGUACGAUACAUCAAGCGGAACGCGAGUCCUCCAAUAUUCUGGAACUUACCUAUUCCAGUAGAAAUAAAUCCAUCUAUGUCGUUUCGUA